Molecule: messenger RNA, 219 nt
Organism: Ilex paraguariensis (yerba mate)
Lineage: Eukaryota; Viridiplantae; Streptophyta; Magnoliopsida; Aquifoliales; Aquifoliaceae
Source: the annotation of a GenBank genome assembly
AUGCUCAUGGAUCUGUGUUCAUUGAUGUUUUCUGAACAGAUAUCAAGAAGGUUUUAUGCUGGAAUUGCAGAGGCACCCUCAAACAUCCUUCUCUCUUCUAAGAAAAAGCCCAAGUUAUGUGACUUUGGAUUAGCUAUUUGGACCACGGCACCUUCAAUACCUUUCCUUUGCAAAACUGUGAAAGGAACAUUUGGAUAUUUGGCUCUUGAAUAUUUCUAG